CAGACUUCAGUUUCUGACUUGUGAUUUACAUAUCUGUGGACUUUAUUUUUCUGAUUCACAGUGAUUACUGAAAAUUAUGCUUAAAAAGUAAAAUUACUUUACAUAAAAUAAUAAUAAAAGUAAAUUUUGAAAUGUAGUGCCUUAUUAAAAAUAUCUGUAUACAGUGUUUGGUGGUGUAUUUCUAUCGCACAGCAACCGAAGAUGAUCUCAUUGACGUGCUGACUUUAGUUACGUUCUUUUCGGCGAGAGAUCUUGAUCUUUUUAUUGUUAUUGACUUGACUGAGUCCAAUGACCUUGUAACGUUUAAGAAAUUUAUAGAAAAUAGUUAAAAUGAAGAAGCAAUUCUACAGGGUUAAGCAACUCGCUGACCAAACCUUUUCAAGGGGUGGCAAGGGUGAAGCACUGACUGAUGAGUUGCAAACAGCUGAUAGAAAAGUGGAGCAUCUUCGGAAUGCUCUCCAGCUUAUUAGCAAACGGUUAUCUACUGGUGCUGGAAACACACAAGGGCAAGAUCCAGCAGCCCGUGAGAAGAGACUCAAAAAACUUCCUGAGUACCUGCUAGGACUUUCAAUGUGUGAAGCCAGCAAUUUUGAUGAUGAUGACAGUAUUUUAAAAUACAUACUCUAUGAAUGUGGAAAAACGGAGAAAUUUCUUGCUAAUGAAAUUGCUGAACAUGAGCUCAAAGUAGAACAACUUGUAUGUGCCCCAUUAACAACUAUUGGUGACCAAGACCUUCCCGCAAUAAUGAAAGCGAAAAAACAACUCAGCAGACUCAUGAGUGAAAAAGAAUCAGCGGCCAGCCGAUAUCAUCAUUUAGAAAGGCAGAAAGAAGAAAAUCCUACCAAGUUGAAUGCUGCAAAAGAAGAACUAGAGGAUGCUGGCAACAAAGUGGAGGCGGCACGUGACGCACUUGCUGCGGACAUGUUCGCUCUCGUCGCGAAGGAGGCGCAGCUCGCACACACCCUGCUGCAAUAUGUGAAGCUGCAACGAGCCUACCAUGAAUCUGCUCUACAUUCCUUAGCGGACACGGUGCCCGAGCUGGAGAGGUUUAUAAACGACAGCUCGGUGAAGCCCGUGUUCGGCUACCCGCUGGAGGAGCACUUGCGCGUGACGGCGCGCACCAUCGCCUUCCCCGUGGAGCUGUGCGUGUGCACGCUGCACGAGCUGGCGCUCAACGAGGAGGGGCUCUUCAGAAUCGCCGGCGGCACAUCAAAGGUACGAAGAAUGAAACUGUCAUUAGACGCAGGCCUCUUCAACGUUCCGUUGCCACGAGAUUACAGAGAUAUGCACGUCGUGGCCUCAGUUUUGAAGUCCUACCUUAGAGAACUACCCGAGCCCCUAUUGACGUAUCGGCUAUAUGAAAACUUUAUCCUAGCUUCACGCCAGCCCUCAGAACAGGCGCGACUCAACGCUCUCUGGGAAGCCAUACAUUUAUUGCCCGAUGCCAACUUCCAAAAUCUAAGAUAUCUCAUAAAAUUUUUGUCUGCUUUGACCCAAAAUCAAAGCACAAACAAAAUGACGCCUUCAAACCUGGCCAUCGUCAUAGCGCCUAACUUGCUCUGGGCCGCCGACGAGAGCACUUUCGAUAUGAACAUAACGACCGCAGUCAACUGCGUCGUCGAAUUACUCAUCAAGCACGCCGACUGGUUCUUCAAGGAUGACGUUAACUUCUUUAUCUCGUUUACCAAAGAAGACCUGCUGCCCGAUCAUUGCGAGUACGGCUUCACGCCUACUUUCGUCCAGGGCUACAACCAAACCGUAGCAUUGAGUCAGGAACAGUCAAAUGGCGAGUACAACAGUAUGAGUAAAUCUCUGUACGAUUACAAUCACCAAACUGCGCAGAAAGUGACAGUAGACGGACCCGGGCGGCAUUCGAGAAGCAAUAGUCAUGAUACUAGCUUAAUAUUAAUAGAUAACGACAUGAAGAAAGCUCAGUCGAACAGCUCCUUAUCUGAUCAUUCUAGUCCUCCCCACGGUAGUCCUAAACCAAUAAUGCGACGGAAAAACAAACCACUCGCACCGGUGCCACCGAACUUUACACCAGAUAAGAACAAGAAAGUAGAAGCGCAAACACAAGCCACCGAUACGACGAAAGAUCUAAACUCGGUCGUCAAAGAAGCCGAAAAACCGGCGAAACCUCCGCGGCCGGUAAUUUCAGACACCGGCAAAGUCAUCACGGGAGUGCAGACGAUCAAUCGCUCGACGUAUCGCCAGAACAAAGCGAUGAAAGAGGAAGCGGCCAGGAGCGGGAGCCGGGAAAACCUCGCGGACACCCGGCGGCAGAGCUUCGAGUUCGAAAAGGAUAAAUUUGAAAAUUUAAAAUCGAUGGAAAACAAAAGCGACAAGGAAUCCACGCUAGUCGUGAAAAACGUGACCGCCCAAACGGGCGUCGUGACUAGAAUGAAGGUCAUAGGCGACCCAGCGAGCGGGCCGGCGUCGCUGGGGGCCGAGAGGAGCUCGCUGGAGAAGCCGGUGCGGCUGCCGAUCGCGAAGCCGUCGUCGCAGCCGCCGCCGCGCCCCGUGGCCGCGCCGCGAACGCUGCUGCCGCCCGCCGACGCCGACGCCGACGUGCAGCUGCGCCACAAGCCCGCCGUGCCCGAGCGGCCCGCCACGCUGCGCCCGCAGAGCUUCCGCGGCACGCGCGCCUCGCUCUCCGACAACCCGGAGGCCGCGCCCACCGUGCUGGAGCGCACGCACAUCUACACGGUCGACAAGCAGCACCCGACCGUCAUCCAGGUGGGCGGCGCCGCCGACGAGGACGGUCCGCGGAGCACGGUGCAGCGUACCCACAGCUCCGGCGGGAAGGACGCGGACCUCGAGGAGCCGAAGAGUCUGAGCAGCGCGAGCAGGCAGCUGUCGCAGUCGGAGGGCAACAUCACGGAGGGCCCCAAGUCCCCUCGCGCGCAGCCGGCGCGUCCCCCUCGCCCCCUGGUGCCGGCGCCGCCGCCGCCGGUCCCGCAGCACGAGAGCACCGACCUCUAGUCCACGCCGCCUUCCAGUUACGUCGGCUUUGAAUAUGGCAUGGCAAUAAACAGAGUAUUAGGAAACG
Messenger RNA from Vanessa atalanta (red admiral), 3049 nucleotides. RefSeq names its product rho GTPase-activating protein 44-like. Gene Ontology annotation, molecular function: GTPase activator activity; protein binding. Gene Ontology annotation, cellular component: intracellular anatomical structure; cytoplasm. Lineage: Eukaryota; Metazoa; Arthropoda; Insecta; Lepidoptera; Nymphalidae. The coding region runs from base 331 to 2982 and encodes 883 amino acids. Gene Ontology annotation, biological process: signal transduction; regulation of Rac protein signal transduction; regulation of actin cytoskeleton organization. The record is from RefSeq and is a predicted model, not a curated record. The transcript is spliced from 6 exons.